Messenger RNA from Cucumis melo (muskmelon), 1895 nucleotides. Its product is annotated as probable pectinesterase/pectinesterase inhibitor 59. The transcript is spliced from 2 exons. NCBI's taxonomy places the organism in Eukaryota, Viridiplantae, Streptophyta, Magnoliopsida, Cucurbitales, Cucurbitaceae. Gene Ontology annotation, biological process: cell wall modification. Gene Ontology annotation, molecular function: pectinesterase inhibitor activity; pectinesterase activity. The record is from RefSeq and is a predicted model, not a curated record. Bases 28 to 1629 code for a protein of 533 amino acids.
UAUUCCAUCUUCUUCAUCCCUCCUUUCAUGGCUUCACAUUACAAAAUCAUCCUCUUCAUUUCCAUAACUUUACUUUUCACAAUUCUUUCAAAUAAUGUCUCUGCCAAUAAUCCCAUCAUCAAAUGGUGCAAAACGACGCCGCAUCCAAAAGUUUGCAUUUCCUUCAUGUCCCCAAUCAAACCUCCACCACAAAACAGAGAGGAGUUUCGACAAGUGGCCAUUCAAACCACUUUGGAAAAAGCCGAUGAAGCUAAAGCUUACACUGCCCGGUUCGGUCCGACCUGUAAAACCACGCGCCAGAGAACCGCCUGGACUGACUGUUUCAAGCUCUACAACGAUGUCGUUUUCCAAUUAAACCGCACACUACAAUGCCUCGUUACGGAUGAAACAAUCCACCGCCGCCCCACUUGUACGGAUUUCGAUGCGCAAACCUGGCUGAGCUCUGCUCUUACUGACAUCGAUUUAUGCAACUCCGGCGCGGCGGAUCUCAAUGUCACGGAUUUUAUAGCGCCGAUCAAAUGCUUGAACGUUUCGAAGAUGAUUAGUAAUUGUUUGGCUAUUAAUGGUGGAUUCUUAGAGGAAGAAGGGGUUAAAUAUGAUGAUGGUGGAAAUGGGUCGUUUCCGAUGUGGGUUUCGGAAGGUGAUCGGAAAUUGUUGGAGUCGAGGCCGCGGAGAGUGAGGGCUAAUUUGGUGGUGGCGAAAGAUGGGUCGGGAAAAUUUCGGAGGGUUCAGGCGGCGAUUGAUGCAGCGGCGAGAAGGCGUGGGAGGGGGAGAUUUGUAAUUUACGUAAAACGAGGGGUAUAUAGAGAAAAUAUUGAAGUUGGGAAUGAUAAUGGGAAUAUAAUGUUGGUGGGAGAUGGGAUGAGAUUUACAGUGAUUACAAGUGGAAGAAGUGUCGCCGCCGGUUUCACCACCUUCAGUUCGGCAACCGCUGGUAUCCAAGGUCCAGGCUUCAUAGCUCGAGACAUAAGAUUCGUGAAUACAGCCGGUCCACGAAUGGGGCAAGCAGUGGCAUUGCGAUCAUCAUCAGACCUAUCAGUGUUUCAUCGAUGUAGCUUCGAGGGCUACCAAGACACACUAAUGGUCCUUUCACAGAGGCAAUUCUAUAAACAAUGUUAUAUUUACGGUACAAUUGACUUCAUUUUCGGCAACGCCGCAGUAGUUUUACAAAAUUGCUUGAUCUAUGUUAGAAGACCGUUAAAGGGACAAGUCAAUGUGAUCACAGCCCAAGGUCGAGAGGACCCAUUUCAAAACAGUGGAAUCUCAAUCCACAACUCUCAAAUAAGAGCCGCGGCUGACUUGCGACCCAUGGUUGGCUCGGUGAAGACCUACUUGGGUCGGCCAUGGAAGAAGUAUUCACGGACUGUGAUAAUGAGAAGCUACAUUGAUAGCUUGGUUAGCCCAGCCGGAUGGUUGGCGUGGCAAAGUAGUAAAUUUGCUCAAGCUACGUUGUAUUAUGGGGAGUACCAUAAUAUUGGGCCUAGAGCUUCAACACGGUUUAGAGUUAAAUGGCCUGGCUUUCAUGUCAUUAAAAGCCCAAAUGUGGCAUCUAAGUUUAGUGUUCGGAGACUUAUUGCUGGCCAGACAUGGCUUCCGGCCACCGGAGUUCCCUUCAAGCUUGGAGUCUGAGUUUCAAGGUGUGGAAUUUGCUUAUCUCACCAUCUUAUUUUCAUUUAUUUAUUUAAUAAAAUAUCUUAUUUGUAUUGGGGAGUGAUUUGGGAUCUAACUAUUGUGUUAAAAUAGAAUGUAGGAAGGGGAAAUUUGUAUAAUUAUAUCAUCGCUACAUCUUCUUUCAUUUUCUUUUCUUUCUUUCCAAAUUAGUUUGAUGUUAAUAAUGCAUUCCUGAUAGAUUUAUUUGAAUAUUUUUUUUUUAUGAAUUUACCAUUUGAAUAUCA